Molecule: messenger RNA, 1468 nt
Organism: Triticum urartu
Lineage: Eukaryota; Viridiplantae; Streptophyta; Magnoliopsida; Poales; Poaceae
Biological process (GO): RNA processing; mitochondrion organization
Cellular component (GO): mitochondrion
Molecular function (GO): mRNA binding; protein binding
Source: RefSeq, a predicted model, not a curated record
AUUCAGUCGUGAUCGAGGCAUGCUGCAAGGAGGGGAAAUCUGCCGAGGCGUGCAAUCUAAUGCAUGAGAUGCUUGGGGCAGGACACACGCCUGACACACCACUGGCUGCCAAGGUGGUCGAUGUGCUGUGCCAGGACGGAAAAGCAGAGGAAGCACACCAAAUGUGGAAAUGGAUGGUGAAGAAGAACGUCCCACCAGAUAACACAAUCAUGAACACAUUGAUGUACUGGUUAUGCAAGAGUGGAAUGGUUCGGGAGGCAAGGAAGCUGUUUGAUGAGCUCGAGAAGGGGUACAAGCCAAGCCUACUGACUUAUAACUCGCUUAUUUCCGGACUGUGUGAAAAUGGGGAGCUGCAAGAGGCUGGGCAGGUGUGGGAUGACAUGGUUGAACGGAGAUACGAGCCAAAUGCCAUGACUUACGAGGCCUUUAUCAAGGGAUUUUGCAAAAUUGGGAAGCCAGAUGAAGGGGCCGCAGUAUUUACUGAGAUGGUGACCAAAGGGUGCACCCCAAGCAAGGUUCUUUACCAAGUUUUGGCCGAUAGCCUUUCUGAGCCAAUACACGACGAUAUUGUUGGCAAAAUUGUUCAAACUGCUGCCUUAAGUGGUGGGGAUUUCUUGGAUGGUGAUUCUUGGGAGAUCUUUAUCGGGAGAGUGUUAGAUACUAAGAGUGAUACUUGGAACAAGCAUCUCAAUUCAGUGCUAGAUACAUAACCAUGAGGUGUCGUGUGCAGACUCCGGUUCAAAGCCCAAAACUGACCAUUUUAUUCUGGAUAAAUUUCUCAAGUAAGUUGAUGCCUUGAUGGCACUAAUCUUCCUCUGUAACUUCUCUGAAAAAUUCUUCUACUGAAACUAAUUAACACCGUCAAUAGCACAUUGAUCUAUUGGUUGUGUAAGAAUGGAAUGGCUGUGGCGGUGAUGAGGCUGUUUGAUGAGCUCAUGGAGCUCUCCACACCAAGCUUGGGACUUACAACCCACUUAGUUUCAGAUUAUGUGAAAACAGUGAGUUACAGGAGGCUUGGAUCAUGUGAAAACUGUUCAGAUUACCGUUGCAUGAACAAGGUUAGAGAAUAUUUGAGGAACUGGAGCUGCUAAUUGUUAGCAACAAAGCUUUCUGGAUGAAUAGUGUAGAGUUAAAUGGUGUUCUUGGUUGCUGAACUCAAACCCCAUGGUUACUCUGUAUUCAGUUCUCAUUUGCCUUGUCAUUGCCUCUGCAACUCAGAUCUUCCUGGGAUAUUGUAUUUCUGCAGUGUGGAAUAGGAUCUUGUCCAUGGCUUGCCCUAUAUUGAAGUACUUUGUGAGAGAACUUCAGUGCUCCAAGUCAACAUGUAACUCAGUAUGUGCUCGUCCCCAUCGUCACUGGUGGAGACUGCUGGGCUGUGUGUCAGGGAAGGGAAAGACAACGGAGAGGAAGAUGGCGAUGAUUCUGACGACCAUUUAGAGUUAUCUCUGACAGUAUUGUUGUUGAUGAU